Molecule: messenger RNA, 492 nt
Organism: Rhodamnia argentea
Lineage: Eukaryota; Viridiplantae; Streptophyta; Magnoliopsida; Myrtales; Myrtaceae
Product: NADH dehydrogenase [ubiquinone] 1 beta subcomplex subunit 2
Exons: 4
Coding region: 72-296 (74 amino acids)
Cellular component (GO): mitochondrial inner membrane
Source: RefSeq, a predicted model, not a curated record
CUUCGUUCCUCGCUGUGGAGAAUAGUGGCGAGGGAGAGAGGAGAGAGAGAGCGAGGAGAGAGAGAGCGAAGAUGGGAGGAGGCGGACAUGGAGGCACAACCUACAAGGGAAUAACAGUACACCAACCCAAGCGGUGGCACACCAUCACCGGCAAAGGACUGUGCGCCGUCAUGUGGUUUUGGGUCCUUUACAGGGCUAAGCAAGAUGGGCCUGUAGUACUGGGUUGGCGACAUCCUUGGGAGGGUCAUGAAGAUCACUCCCAUGGCCAUGGACAUGAUCAGGAGGCAUCCCAUUGAAAAGCUGGGAAGUGAUGACACAAAAAAGCCAGGGGUGCUAUUGCAAUGUAUCUGGAUUAUCUGUGUUCCUUUGAGUUCAAAUAAAGAUCUCUGUGAGACUUAUGAUCUCAUAACAGUAAUUCUGUUAGCUUGUAAGGAUGUUAAACAUUUUCGGUGUGCGGAGGUUAUACUUGAGUAUUCUAUUCGGUUCUUGACA